Messenger RNA from Naegleria gruberi, 1062 nucleotides. RefSeq lists its product as uncharacterized. Gene Ontology annotation, cellular component: intracellular membrane-bounded organelle. The transcript has 5 exons. The record is from RefSeq and is a predicted model, not a curated record. The annotation marks the transcript as partial. Gene Ontology annotation, molecular function: alcohol-forming very long-chain fatty acyl-CoA reductase (NADP+) activity. Gene Ontology annotation, biological process: long-chain fatty-acyl-CoA metabolic process. NCBI's taxonomy places the organism in Eukaryota, Heterolobosea, Eutetramitea, Acrasida, Naegleriidae.
GAGUUUUAUGAUGGCAAGACAUUAUUGUGUACAGGUUGCACUGGAUUUAUUGGAAAAACACUUGCCGAAAAGAUUCUUCGUUGCCUUCCAAAUGUAAACAAGGUAUACCUUUUAAUCAGAUCCAAGAAAAAGUAUGCUCUUUCAAAAUUAAUCUAUGCUUUACGUUUAAAUGUAUUUGGUACACUGAAUAUGUUACGUUUUGCUCUUCACUGUCCAAAUGUGCAAUGCUUUACACAUGUUUCAACUGCCUACGUUAAUUCUAAUCAACCAAGUGGAUCAAAAAUUUUCGAGAGAUUUUAUCCACUCUAUUUACAGAACUCAACUGUUGGAGAGAAACAAAAGAAGCAUAGAAUUAGAAAACUUGUCACUGGAUAUACCAAUACACAAGAAUAUACACAGGAUGUUCACAAUAAGGAAGACCAAAAUUUCAUGACCCAAUUCACCAAUACGGUCCUUAAAAAUACCAAAUUCCCAAACACUUACACAUUAACCAAACAUUUGGCUGAAAAGCUUGUUGCAAAAUAUCAUGGAAGAGUUCCAAUAUCCAUUGUCAGACCAACUAUUGUUGGUGCAGCUCUCAAAGAACCACAACCAGGUUGGAUUGAUGCUGUUUCAGCUGGUGCAGCUGUAUACUUAUUUAUUGGGCUUUGCGUUUUGAGAAUAAUUCCAGGAAAAUACGACUCUAUUUCAGAUCAAAUACCUGUAGAUUUUGUAGUGAAUACACUUUUAAUAGCUAUCACCACUUCCAAAGAUGGUAAUGAAAGAGGCCUUUUACGAAUUUAUCACAGUGGAACUUCAACAUCAAAUCCAGCUCCUUGGAGAACAACAGCUACCAGAGUUGCUGAAUAUUGGAGAAAAUGUCCAUCCAAACGUAAGAUUGAUCCAAGUAUGAGUCCAAACAUUCUUAUGAUUGAUAAUCCAAUUAAUUAUAAUACCCAAUUUUUCUUGAGAUAUACUGCAUGGUCACAAUUGUUCAAAGCAUUGGAUAGACUUUCUUAUCAUUAUCAAAAUUCCGUUUCCAUGUUGAAUGGAAACAAUGACCUCUUAGGAAAUUUAAUUAAG